This is a messenger RNA of Oreochromis niloticus (Nile tilapia), 1815 nucleotides long. It is a transcript of the gene ch25hl2, whose product is annotated as cholesterol 25-hydroxylase like 2. The coding region runs from base 705 to 1589 and encodes 294 amino acids. The transcript is spliced from 2 exons. Gene Ontology annotation, molecular function: iron ion binding; oxidoreductase activity. Gene Ontology annotation, biological process: lipid biosynthetic process. The record is from RefSeq and is a predicted model, not a curated record. NCBI's taxonomy places the organism in Eukaryota, Metazoa, Chordata, Actinopteri, Cichliformes, Cichlidae.
GGUGGCACUUGUUAAGGAGCAGAAACUGCUUCAUGCAAUUUGAAUGUGGAUACCCUCAAAUAAAAACUGAGAGUCUGCACAUUAUGUCCAUGUCCAUUAUAUAACUAUAUUUGGAAUAUGUUUCAGUGAACAGAGAUUUUAAAAAAAACUUGUGUCCUUGUCCAAAUAUAUAUGAAUGUAAACGGUCAGUUUACUGCUGACAACUACUCUUUCAAAAGACUAAACAAAUAUCAGUAGUUAUUAGACUUGCUGUACUUAGUGGCUGGUCUGUGGGAGAGUGGGAGUGGAAAUUGAGUACAGGGGAGCAAGACGACAGGAGCUAAAUGACAUCGUCCCCGAGUCAAAUUCUCAAGAAGACGGAAGCUCUCUCCAUGAUUUGGGUCAAAAAUGAGAACUGUUGAGGCCCGGCUCCUGAGUCCUGGCUGCAGUCCUUGUGCCCAUGAAAAAGGGCCUUUAAAGAGCGCCUUCUUUUAAAAUGCACGGGGGUGGAGGGGAUGGUGGAGGUGGGGCUUGAACAUACAUAAGAGGCUAAGACAGUCCACCAGUCCAAUUUGGCACACCAUCACCAGGCAAUUUGCUGUCGCUUAACCUACACGAGGAAGCUUGGAUCCCUCUUUUCAUUCAGACCCUCUUUAUCCUCUUUGGUUGCUUGUUAAAAACAAUCCUAUUGGAUCAGCCAUCUUUGGAAGAGAAACGCCAUAUUAAUGAUGAGCGUGGGCGGGUUACUCAGAACUGAGACUUUAUCUUGGAUGUCAAAUGUAGACAAUGUGACUGGGGAUUAUUCCCAGGACUUGGUCCUGCAGCCUAUUUGGGACUAUCUCCGUCAGAACUACCACGACCUCCUAAGAAGUCCUCUCUUCCCCGUGGUCCUCUCAGUCACUACCUAUUUUCUCCUGGUCGCUCUUUACACUGUGUUGGACCUGCUUGCUCCCAACUGGCCGUGCAUCAACCGCUACAGGCUGCAUCCAGACAGACCCAUCACCUGGCCUAACAUCUGGACCACCUUGGGUGUCACCAUUUACAAUCACCUGCUUUACAUCUUUCCUGCUGCAGUUGCACAGUGGUUGUGGAGGCCACCAACCCCUCUACCCCCUGAAGCCCCCACUCUCUUCAGUUUUUUCCUGGGCAUCCUGGGCUGUAUGGUGGUCUUUGACUUCCAGUACUACCUGUGGCACCUGCUGCACCACCGGGUUGCUUGGUUGUACCGCACUUUCCACGCAAUCCACCACCAGUACAACCAGCCUUUCAGCCUUGUCACCCAGUACCUGUCUGGCUGGGAGUUAUUUAGCGUGGGAUUUUGGGCCACAGUAGACCCCAUCCUGCUGCAGUGCCACUGCCUCACAGCAUGGAGCUUCAUGGUAUUCAAUGUCUAUGUUUCCACUGAGGAUCACUGUGGCUAUGACUUCCCUUGGGCCACACAUAACUUGGUGCCCUUUGGCCUCUGGGGUGGUGCUCCGAAGCAUGACGCUCACCACCAGAGACCUGGCACUAAUUUUGCCCCAUUCUUCUCUCACUGGGACUGGCUGGGGGCACCCACACUGUGCCAGCUGCCUCCAGCCACUCUGCCACGGGAGAGCCAGAAGAGAUGAAAGGAAGAAAAGACUAAAGAGCUUGAAUUAAUCUUUCAAUGACUCCAUCGCUAGUUUACUCAAACUGCCUCUUUUGUUGAUGCUCUCAUUCCAGCAUACUCAUUUUUCCUCUCUACUCUCCUGCAGACUAAUUUCACUCUUUCACGUCUCCCACUCUUAACUCUCUCUUUGAUCAUAACGAUUCCCACUAUGUGGCUAUCUUUCACUGCAUGGAUAUUUUUCACAU